UCGAUGCCAGCGCGCCUUCUCUGGAAGAAAAGAAAGUUGAUAAAUAUUAUGCGUAUCACCAGGUCAGAACCUUAGAUGAAUCGGCCACGAUCGGCAACAGAUCUUCACUGUUAUUCUUGAGGAUAUCUUCGAAUCGACGCCUUGCUAAGGCCGUCUCUCGCAGAAUAAGGCGGCGUCCCGUUCUUCUCUCGGCCUCUCCCGAGCAACCCCCUCCCCCCCCGCACCCGCACUUUAGGUUUGGCCGAGCUUGGCGUGCCACUCUUUUCUUACCAUGGUGUCGUCCUUCCCCUCGUCCUCCCUUGCCGGAUUCAGCCUGGAUAUUAGCGCGGGUGCAUCCCUCCUCAACCUCAUAAUCGGCCUCGCCAUGUCAGCAGAGACGGGAAGCGCGGCUCCGGUAGAGCGCGGCGCCGUGCCCGACUACACCACGUCGGAGGCGGGCAACCCGUUCGUGGAGGGCUGGUACGCCGACCCGGACACGGCGAUAUACGAGGGCCUCUACUGGGUGUACCCGACGUCGUCGCUGCCGUACGACCAGCAGACGUACCUCGACGCCUUCUCGAGCCCGGACCUGGUCCACUGGACGAAGCACCCGAACGUCCUCACCGCCGCCAACGUCUCCUGGGCGACGCGGGCGAUCUGGGCGCCGGCCCCCGUCGCCCGCAACGGCAAGUACUACCUGUACUUCGGCGCCAACGACAUCCAGGAGGGCGAGCCGGAGCGCGGCCUCGUCGGCGGCAUCGGGGUGGCGGUGGCGGACCGGCCCGAGGGGCCCUACGUCGACGCGAUCGGCAAGCCGCUGAUCGGCGAGUACCACAACGGGGCGCAGCCGAUCGACCAGGACGUGUUCGUCGACGACGCGGACGGGCAGGCGUACAUCUACUACGGGGGCCACUCGCACGCGAACGUGGCGAAGCUCAACGCGGACAUGGUGUCGCUCGGCACCUUCGACGACGGCACGCAGUUCCGGGAGAUCACGCCGGAGAACUACGUCGAGGGCUCGCAGAUGUUCAAGCGCGGCGGCGCGUACUACUUCAUGUGGUCCGAGGGCGGGUGGACGGGGCCGGACUACUCGGUCUCGUACGCGGUGGCCGACUCGCCGCUCGGCCCCUUCGUCCGCCGCGCCCGCGUCCUCCAGCAGGACCCCGCCGUCGCCCGCGGCAGCGGCCACAACGCCGUCCUCCGCGUCCCCGGCUCCGACGUCUGGUACAUCGUCUACCACCGCCGCCCCCUCGCCGAGGCCGACGGCAACCACCGCGUCCUCGCCUACGACCGCAUGUACUUCGACGGCGACGGCGCCAUCCGCCCCGUCAAGAUGCUCGUCAAGGACAACUUCGCCGACGGCCGCAUGUUCAACUGGAAGACGUACGGCGGCCGCUGGGCCGUCGCCGGCCGUCGCCUCGCCGUCGCCGCCGCCGACGCCGACGCCCGCGCCUUCCUCGACACCAACUUCUCGAGCCUCGUCUUCGACGCCACCGUCGCCGUCGCCGAGGGCACCGGCGACGCCGGGCUCGUGUUCCGCGCCACGAACCUAUCGGCCGGCGCCGACGGGUUCCGGGGGUACUACGCGGGCAUCUCGCCGGCCGGCACCGUGGCGCUGGGGAAGUCGGACGCGGGGACGUGGACGCUGCUGCAGGAGGCGAGUCUGGACAUCGCCGCGGCGGCGGAAUACAACCUGCGGGUCACGGCUGUCGGCAGCGAAAUCAGCGUGUUCGUAAACGACUUGGCGCAGGCCAAGAUCACUGCCACCGACGAGUCCUUCGCUAGCGGCGCAAACGGCGUCCAGGCCCGCAAUUCAGGUGCCCGCUUCGGGAGCGUUUCCGUGGCAGAAGCGUAAUAAAAAAAAACACUUCGCGGGGUAUCUCAUUUUUCCCAAAACACUCUCCCGUCUCCGAGUGGGGUGGUAUCGUACAUACUUCGCAAAGGACGAAGGUUCAAUACAUAUUUUGUCCAUGGCCCCGAUG
Molecule: messenger RNA, 1961 nt
Organism: Durotheca rogersii
Lineage: Eukaryota; Fungi; Ascomycota; Sordariomycetes; Xylariales; Xylariaceae
Product: carbohydrate-binding module family 66 protein
Exons: 1
Coding region: 272-1834 (520 amino acids)
Biological process (GO): carbohydrate metabolic process
Molecular function (GO): hydrolase activity, hydrolyzing O-glycosyl compounds
Source: RefSeq, a predicted model, not a curated record